This is a messenger RNA of Rhodamnia argentea, 1679 nucleotides long. Its product is annotated as B3 domain-containing protein REM16. Bases 205 to 1446 code for a protein of 413 amino acids. NCBI's taxonomy places the organism in Eukaryota, Viridiplantae, Streptophyta, Magnoliopsida, Myrtales, Myrtaceae. The record is from RefSeq and is a predicted model, not a curated record. Gene Ontology annotation, molecular function: DNA binding. The transcript is spliced from 5 exons.
CCGUUUAUGCCGUAACUCCACUCCACCCCAUAACGUCAUUAACUCCCGCGUAACAGUAAGUAACUACUGGUUUGGUUUCGCUCCCCAGUGAUGAUUCGUGCUCUUGACCUGUUCCUUUUGCGUUAGGGCUCACGCUGACAGGAGGGUAAAAGAAAUUUCUCAAGCUUCUUGAAACGAUCUUUGCUCAGCACUUUUGAGUCAGAAAUGGAGGGGACAUGCAAGGAAUGCAGAAGCUGGGAAGAGGAGAUCUACUGGACCCAUUUCCAUUCCAUCCAUUUCUGCCAGUUUCUUCAUGGGGACUUUCAUCAGCAGCUCGUGAGUCCUCCCUCCAUUCACUCCUCUUAUUUCCAGCAAGAGGAAAGGAAAAAAAAAAAACCCUUUUUUUUUGUGGUUAAACCAGCUUGGAAACUGAAGAAGGCCAUACCCAAAAAAUUUGCUGAGAAUCUGAGAAGCAAGUUACCUGAGAAUGUGGUCUUAAAGGGUCCUAGUGGCGCGACAUGGACAGUUGGCACCGUGGCUGAUGAUGAAAAUUUGCUUUUCAAACAUGGUUGGCAAGAUUUCGUGAAAGAUCAUGCUCUGGAGAAGAAUGAUAUUUUAGUAUUCAGGUACAAUGGAGAGUCCUCUUUCAAUGUCUUAGUGUUCAACCAGCAUAGUUUGUGCGAGAAGGAGGCUGCGUAUUUCCAUAAAAGAUGCAGCCACAAACCGAUGGACAAAGAAUGCGGUACAAAGCGAAAACUCGGGGAUUCUGCAGUGGAGGCUGUGCAUACCCCUGCGUCUUAUGAUGUCAAACGAACUCUUACUGAGGAUCCUUGGAAGGAUGGGACUGUGACAGUAGCUGAUUGCAAUAUCUUAUCUCAAGCUAAAGCUUCUGAAAACUUGGUCGAGGUGGGUGCUUCGGGGAAGCCACAUAAUAAGAAGAAGGCUACUCCAAAAAAGAAAGUGUCUGUCGCUUUUGAUUGUCUGGAGGAAAAAACAGAUUCUACACCAAAGGCCCUGUUUAUCGGUUCACGGGGCUCUCCAGUUUACACAUCCAACAGAAGACCUGUCACAGAAGAGGAGGAAUCCUCCGCUUUCAAGCUUGCGCGGGCUGCAGCAUCAAGCGAUAGCUUCCUGGUAGUUAUGCGACCCACGCACGUCUAUAAGAGAUUUUAUUUGUCAAUUCCUACUGAUUGGGCAACAACGCAUAUGGAUCGCCGCAACCAGGAUUUGAUUCUUCGUGUUGGCGAGGGCACAUGGCGUGCCCGGUACAGGCUCACGGGGCGUGGGAGUGGGGGUCUGUCUUCUGGAUGGAAGAACUUUGCUUUGGAGAACAACUUGGAGCAAUCUGAUGUGUGCCUGUUCGAGCUCGCAAACAGCAUCGCUAAGAACAUCGUCCUGGAUGUCACCAUCUUCCGCGUGGUCGAGGACGUGGUCCCUCUGACCCUGGUGACUUCUUUCCCUGUCUAGAUGCCAUUAAAAGCUAUCUUAAGAUGGUCUGGUCGAACGGUGCAACUCUUUUCCCAUAACUGUUUUGACUGUGUUGGCCAUGGUUGGAUUCGGAGCUGUUUGGCAAUUUGGCUACUCUUGAGCAACGGACAGCAUCUUCUUAUUGUGUUUUAUUUUAGGUGUUGAACACUGGUCAAUUCUGUGAAGGGGCUCCAUAUAUGUAGUAUAUACAUGACGUCGAACUCAAUGUGUGC